Eufriesea mexicana is the source of this 651-nucleotide messenger RNA. Its product is annotated as ceramide-1-phosphate transfer protein. Gene Ontology annotation, biological process: ceramide transport; intermembrane lipid transfer. The transcript is spliced from 4 exons. Lineage: Eukaryota; Metazoa; Arthropoda; Insecta; Hymenoptera; Apidae. The coding region runs from base 1 to 636 and encodes 211 amino acids. Gene Ontology annotation, molecular function: ceramide 1-phosphate binding; ceramide 1-phosphate transfer activity. The record is from RefSeq and is a predicted model, not a curated record. Gene Ontology annotation, cellular component: cytosol; membrane; cytoplasm.
AUGGCGGAAGGUUGUGAAUUAGUCUAUUUUGAUCUGAGACUAGUUCACGAUCACUUUGAUCGAGCUCUAGUUCAAGACGACGAUAUUGAUCUCAAAGCCUAUUUGGAUGCCUACAAUGAACUUUACAAAUUUUUCCAACUUAUGGGCACUGUCUUUGGUUUCGUAUCCUCUGAUUUAAAACAGAAAAUUGAGGUAUUAAUUGAAUUAAUGAAUAAAAAUGAACAAUGUUAUAUCACAAUAAAGUCUAUGAUAGAAUACGAGAAGGAAAGCAAUAUUCUGGACAAAGGAGAUUGCACGAAUGGUUCUCGUACACUGUUGAGGCUUCAUAGAGGCUUAGACUUCAUUAGAGAGUUUUUAAGGCAAUUAGGUGAACUGUCAGACAGCGAUAAGACGUCCAGCUGUUGCCAGGAUGCUUAUAACAAAACACUAGCCAAGCAUCACCCAUGGGUGAUUAGAAAGGCAGCAAUUGUUGCUAUGUAUGCAAUGCCUACUAGAGAAGUUUUGCUCAAAAAGGUCUGUGGUACGGACGUACAAAGAAACGUCGAUAUCUUACCAAAAAUGUUAGAGGUAACUGCGGACGUGUUCAACCGUACACAUAAUCUAUACGAGUUACAUGAACUUCACAGUCUACCAUAAAAAUUUAUUUAGGAU